Tribolium madens (black flour beetle) is the source of this 1193-nucleotide messenger RNA. Its product is annotated as serine--pyruvate aminotransferase-like. Gene Ontology annotation, cellular component: peroxisome. The coding region runs from base 1 to 1167 and encodes 388 amino acids. The record is from RefSeq and is a predicted model, not a curated record. The transcript is spliced from 5 exons. NCBI's taxonomy places the organism in Eukaryota, Metazoa, Arthropoda, Insecta, Coleoptera, Tenebrionidae. Gene Ontology annotation, molecular function: L-serine:pyruvate transaminase activity; L-alanine:glyoxylate transaminase activity.
AUGUCAAAACACCUAGACAUUAAAUGUGAAUAUAAAAAAACGGCAAAAUGGUUUUCUACACCAGAAUACCUUAUGUUAACUGCUGGACCGGUAAAUAUUUCCGAAAGAGUUGCUAAAGCGUUAUCGAGACAACCUUUGAAUCCUUUGGGAGCAGACAUUAUCCAGAUUCAAGAUGAAAUCAAAGUCAUGUUAAGGUACCUUUUUCAAACAAAAAAUAAUCUCACUCUUGUAAGUCAAACGUCGGGAAAUGGAGGCAAUGAAGCCAUUAUGGUAAACCUUCUAGAUCCCGGAGAUCGGAUAGUUAUAGCAAUUGGGGGUACUUGGGGCGAGAAAAUGGUCGAUAUGGGGCAAAGAUAUAAUUUCGAUAUCCUCUCACUCAGGAAAAAUCCCGGCGAAAUUUUCACUCUGGAGGAACUUAAAGAUGCAGUAGUGCGCCACAAAGCCAGAAUGUUGUUUGUAACUCAUGGAGAAUCCACAGGAGGAACUCUCCAACCUCUUGAAGGUCUUGGUGCUAUGUGUCACGAACAUGACUGCUUGCUUGCAGUCGAUGCUAUCGUUUCUAUUGCAGUAGAACCACUCUUUGUUGAUCGCUGGGAGAUUGAUGCUGUCAGUGCUGGUAGUCAGAAAGCUAUAGGUGCUCCUCCUGGUACUUGUAUGCUUAGUUUCAGUCCCAGAGCUGAGAAACGUAUGAGUGAGAAAAAAGUACCACCUCCGUACUACUUGGACGUGACUAGAUUGGCAGUUUAUUGGAAGUGCACCCCUGGGCCACGACAGUACCAUUAUACUUUUUCCUCAAACUUACUGGCUUCAGUACGAGAAGCUUUAGCUGAAAUUUGUGAAGAAGGUCUUGUCGAAGUUUGGGAGAGACAUGCAUCCACCACUAAACUUUUCUGGAAAAAACUAGAAGAAAUUGGUCUUGAACCAUACGUAAAGAAUGUCCAGAAUCGGUUCAUGGGGGUCACUCCUGUCAUACUACCUCCAGGAAUUGACCACGUGGAGUUUCUCAACUUUAUCCGACAAAAAUUCCAGAUCGAUAUCACCGCCGGCCACGGACCCACUUCAGGAAAAGCCAUUCGUGUCGGCUUCUUAGGCCAGAAUAGUAGACCCGAAAUGGUCGAAUACAUGACAGAAGCUUUAAAAGCCGCUCUCGAACACUUUAAAAAGUGAUUUUUAAUCCAAUAAAUCCAUCUAAA